AUGAGCGUCGAGGGCGGGCAGACGUGGCGGUCCACAGCGGGUUCUGUGCUCAAGUACAACGUGCGCCUGCUGUUCCUGUGCGGGCUGUGGCCCCUGGGACAGGGCCGGCUCUACGCAGCCUUCACGACGGGCGUGCUGGUCGCCGCCACGCUCCACGCCGCGGGUGCCUUCGUCGGUCUCUGCUCGGAGCCAGGGGGUCUCCAGGAGGUGACACUGUCGCUCGCCAACCUGUUCGUCGUGUGCUCCGCCAUUGUCAAGUCGUGCUUCUUCUUGGCGGACCGUACCAGAUUCUGUGCGCUGGUCACCACCCUCGAUCGGCUGGUGCUGGAGAGCAGCCAGCGCGGCCCGGUGGACGCCGCCCUGCGUUCGCGGCUGGCGGCGUCGCGGCGGCGCGCCGUGCGCCUGACGCUGGCCUUCCACCUGUACGUGCUGUCCGCGCUGGUGGCCUGGAGCCUGAUGCCCGCGAUCCAUCGCCAGCGCCGGCUGCCCUACCAGCAGCUGCGCUGGCUCGACACCUCCUCCGCGGCCGUCUACGGCGCCUCGUACGCGCUGCAGUGCACCGCCACCUUCUUCUGCUCCUUCAUCAACACCCACCUGGACGAUCCUCGCGGCGCGAUUCGCCGACCUGCGGCUCGACGCGGAUUGUAG
Molecule: messenger RNA, 648 nt
Organism: Schistocerca americana (American grasshopper)
Lineage: Eukaryota; Metazoa; Arthropoda; Insecta; Orthoptera; Acrididae
Exons: 3
Coding region: 1-648 (215 amino acids)
Source: RefSeq, a predicted model, not a curated record